AUGAACCACUGGAAAGAUCAUUGGGUGUAUUGGGCAGGACCACUGACUGGUGGGAUAGUAUCUGGAUUACUGUAUGAAUAUAUAUUUGAUCCAAGAAGAAGUCGAAGGAAGCCUGCCAUACCGCCAGAAACAUCGUCAUAUCCAGACUUUGAGGAUAAUGAUGAUAUCACCAGCAUUCCACAGCAAAUGCCUACAUCCCCAAAUCACGCAACGCAUUAUAAUAACACGAAUUACGGCAACGGAGUCGCAGAAACUCGCUGCAGUACUCAUUGUGCUGAAAACCAUUACACCGCCCACUUACGUAGCCCUGAAAGACAUUCUAGUCAUUCCGAUAUGACUUACGAACCAGUCGGAAGACGGAGCUUCGGCGGCUACAAUCCGGUCAACACGGACACACCCGGACUCGAAAACGAAGCGUACCAAGCCUUUGAUACAAACCCCCGUCGUAUUCCACCCCCACCGCCAAGAAAUAAACAUUAUAAGCAACGUAAUGAGGAAAUUUCAUUGGAUGAUGUUAGCGUGUAUCAAGGGCGUCAUGGAUGACAUGUCACGUGACAAAAUAUUGACCUAGUUGAUCUCGAAUGCAUGUGCAUAUGAACGUGCAUUAUAAGAAGUAUUAGACUGAAACCCGAACAUUAUUUCAUGUGGGUUUAACGAUGAUUUGUGGGAAAAUAGAAUGAAUUCAGAAAACUGGAUGUGGGAACUGGCUCAUUUUGGAAAGGCCCGCUACUCUGGAGACCAGUCCAGACUUACUCAUUUAAAAAAGGACAGGUUCGUAGUGAAGCCAUGACUUGAAAUUGAAUUUUAAAACGAAAGGAUUGAAGUUUAUUUUAAGGAAAGAUUGAAGAAUCUAGAUUGAAUUGCUUCUCAAUACAGUUAACCACAUAAAUGAGAGGUUUCGUGGUAAAAUCCACGUUUACAGAUUAGAAUCCGUCAGAUAUUGAACGAAAAAUCAAAAAGAAUUGGCAGAUUCAAGCUAAUUGGCGGAAAAGUUUUCGACAAUUGAGUGUGAAAUUCGUGUUUCUGUUUGAUUAAAUUUCAAAUGUAAUGUAAAAUUGU
This is a messenger RNA of Lottia gigantea (owl limpet), 1059 nucleotides long. RefSeq lists its product as hypothetical. The transcript has 3 exons. Bases 1 to 543 code for a protein of 180 amino acids. The record is from RefSeq and is a predicted model, not a curated record. NCBI's taxonomy places the organism in Eukaryota, Metazoa, Mollusca, Gastropoda, Lottiidae.